Molecule: messenger RNA, 2171 nt
Organism: Nelumbo nucifera (sacred lotus)
Lineage: Eukaryota; Viridiplantae; Streptophyta; Magnoliopsida; Proteales; Nelumbonaceae
Source: RefSeq, a predicted model, not a curated record
GUUUUUUUCGAAGCCCUUUUUUCGUUGCGUUUUUCUCCCAUGUUUUGCUGCUGCUUAUCGUUAUUUCUCGAGUUCGGUGGCUUCUCUAUGCACAUGUAAGAAGAAACCGCACUUGGUUUCGAUUAAAGCAGGUCAAAUUGAAACAUUUGAGAGCGGGAGCAAUGGCGUCCAUCAACCUCUCUUCACAUACUGUUAUCUUCUCUUCACAAUGCCGUAAAUUCAACUGCUUCAAUGGAUUGCAUAGUAUGAAUACAUUCAAUGCAAAUGGAAUAACAUCAGAUUUAGCCUUCGCCAAUCUAAGUAGAAAACCAUGCUUAAGACUCAAGGGUGACUAUAAAGCCAGGGCAACAUUAGUAUCUGGAGAAGGUGGUCUCUUAUCUUAUCCCGAAGGCAAUGCAGAUGUAGGACAAAGUUCUCUUAUUGACAGAGAGAGAGAGAAAGGUGUUGAGAUGCAACCUGAUGCAGUAGCAUUUGGAACACUUGCAACAGAUGUUGCUUCCACUAGUGAUGAUGUUUUUGUUAAUAAGGAYGAACUGGACUUGGAUUAUCCUACAGAAGGCUUCUCUUCUAUUCCAGAGGCCAUUGAAGACAUCCGUCAGGGCAAGCUAGUCAUUGUUGUAGACGAUGAAGACAGAGAAAAUGAGGGAGAUCUGAUAAUGGCGGCAUCACUGGUAACAACUGCAACUAUGGCUUUUAUUGUAAAACAUGGAACUGGAAUCGUGUGUGUAAGCAUGAAAGGAGAAGACCUAGAGAGGCUAGAACUUCCUCUGAUGGUAGCAACAAAGGAGAAUGAUGAGAAACUUUGCACAGCAUUCACAGUUUCAGUGGAUGCAAAACAUGGUACAACCACUGGGGUAUCAGCUCAUGAUAGGGCAACAACUGUAUUGGCUCUAGCAUCAAAAGAUUCAAAGCCUGAGGAUUUCAACCGCCCAGGUCAUAUAUUUCCUUUGAAGUAUAGGGAGGGRGGUGUUCUGAAAAGAGCUGGACAUACAGAAGCUUCUGUUGAUCUCGCUGUGUUGGCAGGGUUAGAUCCUGUUGCAAUUCUAUGUGAGAUUGUGGAUGAUGAUGGUUCCAUGGCUCGGUUGCCCAAGCUCCGGCAAUUUGCACAGAGAGAAAACUUAAAAAUCAUAUCCAUUGCUGAUUUAAUUAGAUAUAGGAGGAAGAGAGACAAAUUGGUGGAGAGGGCUUCUGCUGCACCAUUACCCCUAGCAUGGGGAGCUUUCAGGGCCUACUGUUAUAAGUCAUUGCUGGAUGGAAUGGAGCAUAUUGCGAUGGUUAAGGGUGAAAUUGGGGAUGGGCACGAUAUUCUUGUAAGAGUACACUCUGAAUGCCUAACUGGAGACAUAUUUGGGUCAGCCAAAUGCGACUGUGGGAACCAACUGGCACUUGCAAUGAAGAUGAUUGAGACAGCUGGUAGGGGUGUAUUAGUUUACCUUCGUGGACACGAGGGGAGAGGCAUUGGUUUGGGCCACAAGCUCCGAGCAUACAACCUACAGGAUGAUGGACGUGACACUGUAGAAGCAAAUGAAGAACUGGGAUUGCCUGUUGAUUCACGAGAGUAUGGUAUUGGUGCACAGAUAUUGCGAGAUCUUGGUGUUCGUACCAUGAGGCUGAUGACAAACAACCCUUCAAAGUACAUUGGGCUCAAAGGCUAUGGUUUGGAAGUUGUGGGCAGGGUCCCGUUGUUGACUCCAAUAACAGAAGAGAACAGGAGGUAUUUGGAGACAAAACGUUUGAAAAUGGGUCAUAUUUACAAUCCUGAAUUCAAUGGCCAUCUAAAUGGACAUACAGGUGGAAAUGGAAAACCAGCAACUAGUGAGACAUCGAAUGCUGACACAUGAUGCUGCCUGCUGGAAGAUACGAUAUAGAGGUGCAUAUUAUGCUGCAUUCGUGCAUCUCAUUUUUGUAUGUGUGAAUUCGCAAUCCAUCAACAAUUCAUUUAAUUUCACAGAUUCAAGGGUUGUCCUCCGACCAAAUUCACUUGGCCUAGGGUGGAAAUUUCGAGAAGUUUUUGGCUUCAAUAAAUGCCAGUUAGUUUUGGAAUUGAAGUGUUAAGUCAGAUAUUAUCCAUGAUCCGUUUAUGACUUGGAAUGUUCUACUUUUCCCUCUUGAAUUCUAUACAGCUUUGUGGAGGACGCAACCUUCCGAUAAAAUCCAAAUUGUUUGAGGCA